This is a messenger RNA of Rotaria sp. Silwood1, 1743 nucleotides long. Lineage: Eukaryota; Metazoa; Rotifera; Eurotatoria; Philodinida; Philodinidae. The record is from the annotation of a GenBank genome assembly.
AUGACAGAUGACAAUUUACGCAAGAGUAUUGAAGAUAUAGUUUUUGUCUGUGAUAGACAUUAUCGUAAUAAUCCUGUUGAAGAAAAAACUUUGAAACAAUUAGAAGAAAUGUAUAAUCCUGUAAAUGCUGUAUGGUGGUAUACUAGUGAAACAUUUAUUUAUCGAAUUUUGAACAGAGCAUUAAAUCGACAAGAUUUUGAAGUUUUACUUGUAUUUCGUUUUCUUAUUCGUGACUUAUAUAAACAACUUGCUAAUGAACAACAAAAGUUUGACGUUCCAGUUAUAAUAGUUUAUCGUGGACAAAUAAUGACUGUUGAAGAAUUAGAAAGUCUUAAAAUUAAUGAAACAAAAUUUAUUUCCUUCAAUAAACUUCUUUCUACUUCUCUCGAUCGACGUGUUGCAAUAUCCCAUGCCAAAAUCUAUAAUAAAGACAUUCGAAAAACUUCAGUUUUAUUUGAAAUUGAAGCUAAUGCUCGACUACAAGGUGCAAAACCAUUUGCUAAUGUAACACAUUUAAGUCAAUUUGAGAUGGAACAAGAAGUUCUGUUUAUGGCUGGAAGUGUAUUUAAAAUUUUGGAUAUUUUAAGGAAUGAGAAUGAAAAAUUAUGGAUAAUUAAAUUGGUUUUAUCAGGAACUGAAGAUAAUAAUUUAAGAGAUAUGUUUGAAAUAAUGAAACAAGAAAUCCCAGAAGAGACAAAUAUUAGUACGGUUGGAGAUAUUUUCUUUCAGAUGGGAAAAUAUGAUCAAGCUAAACGUUAUUAUAAAAGAUUAAUUAAAUUAUUACCAGAAACUCAUCCUGAUAUAUCAGUAUGUUAUAUAAAUAUGGGUACUGUGGCAAAUGAAACUGGAGAUUCUAAAACAGCUUAUUCACUUUUUACAAAAGCUUUAGAAUUAGAAUUAAAUCAAUCAUCAUUAAACCAAUUACGAUUAUGUGCUAUUUUAAAUUGCUUAGGCAUUUCUACAAAUGAUUAUAACGCAGCAAUUGAUUACCAUAAUCAAGCCUUAGAUAUUCAAUUGAAUAUUGUUGGAUAUUAUGAUUAUAGUACGGCUGGAAUUUAUAUUAAUCUUGGUAAUGAUUACUUAAAACAAGAUGAUUAUGAUUUAGCUUUAGUACAUUACAAUAAAGCAUUAGAUAUUCUAAAGAAAGUGUUACCAGAUUACCAUCCGACAAGAGCAGCAAUACUAACGUGCUUCGCUAAUUUACAUUACAAGAAAAAGGAAUAUGAUCUCGCAUUAGACAAUUAUCAAAAAGCAUUAUCAAUUCAAUUAGUUUGUGCUUCAGAUCAUAUUGAAGUUGGAAAAAUAUACAAAAUUAUAGCGGAUAUUCAAUUAGAUAUGAACACAUUAAAUGAAGCGUUAUUUAAUUAUAGACAAGCCUUACUAGUAUAUGAAAAGGCUUCGUUGAAUACAUACCAUACACAAAUUAUUGAAAUUCUUUCAAAAAUGGCUGAAAUUCAUAAGAAAAAUGAAAAUUAUGAACUAGCAAUAAAAAUCUAUGAAAAACUAUUAUCUAUUCAACUAGGAUAUCUUCCAUGGAAUGAUCUUUCUAUUGCUUGGACUUAUAAGGAAAUGAGUUUUGCUCUGAUGCAAGAAAGAUAUGUAAUGGCUGCGUUAAAUUGCGUGUAUAAAUUAUUAUACAUAUUGGAAGGUAAUUCAUUUCCGUCGGAUGAUCCUUAUAUAAUUUGGACCAAAAAACUUAUUAAUGGCUAUCAAACGAUCAUAGAUGCUGCGCAAAAUCAAUAG